Molecule: messenger RNA, 6509 nt
Organism: Scleropages formosus (Asian bonytongue)
Lineage: Eukaryota; Metazoa; Chordata; Actinopteri; Osteoglossiformes; Osteoglossidae
Gene: znf207b
Product: zinc finger protein 207, b
Exons: 12
Coding region: 119-1570 (483 amino acids)
Biological process (GO): mitotic spindle assembly; mitotic spindle assembly checkpoint signaling; attachment of spindle microtubules to kinetochore
Cellular component (GO): spindle matrix; nucleus; kinetochore
Molecular function (GO): microtubule binding
Source: RefSeq, a predicted model, not a curated record
GGCAGACUUCUGUACAGAAGCGCCAUUUUCUGUUGUAGACGCCGUAACGGUUUUCUCAAGUCUUUUAGCUGUACGCUCUUUGAGGAGGAUCCCGCGUUAAUUGGUUUUUCCAGGAAAGAUGGGACGUAAGAAGAAGAAGCAGAUGAAGCCUUGGUGCUGGUACUGCAACAGGGACUUUGACGAUGAAAAGAUUCUCAUCCAGCACCAGAAGGCAAAGCAUUUCAAAUGCCAUAUAUGCCACAAGAAAUUAUAUACGGGCCCAGGUUUAGCCAUCCACUGUAUGCAAGUGCAUAAAGAGACUAUUGAUGGGGUACCCAAUGCUAUACCUGGAAGAACAGACAUAGAAUUGGAAAUCUAUGGUAUGGAGGGCAUUCCUGAAAAAGAUAUGGAGGAGAGGAGGCGGGUCCUUGAACAAAAAACACAAGCUGAGAGUCAGAAAAAGAAACAGAACAACCAGGAUGAUUCAGAUGAGUAUGAGGAGGAUGAAGAGGCAGGUCCCUCAUUUCAGCAGCCAGCUGUGCAGCCCCAGACCAGCUACAUCACCCCCAUGACCCAGCCAGGGAUGCCACCUGUGCAUGGGGCUCCAGCUGUGCCCCCAGGGAACUUUGCAGGAAUGCCUCCCAUGAUGCCUGGUGUUCCACACAUGAUGCCUGGGAUGCCACCUGUAAUGCCAGGGAUGCCUCCAGGAAUGAUGCCAAUGGGUGGGAUGAUGCCUCCUGGUCCUGGAAUGCCCCCAAUGAUGCCAGGCAUGCCCCCAGGCAUGCCACCUCCGGUGGGGCAUCGCCCUGGUAUGUCUCACAUGACCCAGGUGCCGCCUGUAACAACACCAGGUAUACUCAGCCAGCCAGCCAUGACUGCAGCCACGACCCCUGCUCCUCAGCCAGCUGUUACCAAACCUCUGUUUCCAAGUGCAGGACAGAUGGGGACUCGUGUUCCAACCACAAGUACAAGCUCUCCGAGUGUCGACACUCUGUCAGCAUCUUCUAAACCACUGUUUCCUAGCACGGCACAAGCACAGCAGGCAGUGACAGGGCCAGUGGGUGCAGAUUUCAAACCUCUAAACACGCCUGCCACCACCUCAGACCCUCCCAAGGCGACAUUCCCAGCUUACACACAAUCCACUGCCUCAACGACUAAUCCCUCCAGUAGCACGGUGUCCAAACCCCCUGCUACUGUGACAAGUAAGCCAGCCACCCUUACCACAACGAGUGCAACCAGUAAGUUGAUCCACCCUGAUGAGGAUAUUUCUCUGGAGGAAAGGCGGGCUCAACUCCCUAGAUAUCAGCGGAAUAUUCCGCGCCCGGGCCAAGCCCAUAUGGCUGUCCCGCCUGUCGGACCAAUGGGCGGCAUGAUGCCCCCACAGCAGGCUAUGCCUCCACAGCAACCAGGAAUGAGGCAUCCUAUGCAUGGGCAAUAUGGUGCUCCUCCCCAGGGAAUGCCUGGUUACAUGCCAGGGGGAAUGCCUCCCUAUGGCCAGGCACCCCCUAUGGUCCCCCCAUUUCAAGGAGGACCACCAAGACCACCCAUGGGGAUGAGACCACCUGUAAUGUCUCAGGGAGGUCGAUAUUGAAGCUGAACCACCGUCCCUCACUAGGUUUUUAGAAGGGAAGUUUAGUAAAUGUGGUUCGUAAUGUUUUGAAGGCGCUGGAGUAACAUGAACAUACCACCUUUAAUCAAGGCAAGUUUCUGUACAUGCGUUAUUCUACUGAACAAUGAGGCCUUCACAGCACCCUAGGUGCUGUUGGACAUUAUGUCCCCAACUUUGCUUGGUGAGGGCUUCAAGUAACUUUUUCUCAUUUCUUGUGUGUUGUGUCCACGACACCUUCGAUAGCUUUGCUCUUGUUGCAGGUUUAAUCUUUAGGCCACAAGAAUAACUUAUGUGAAUGGUUCAUGUAAUGUUGUGAAACAUUUAUUGUAAUAAUAAACUGUGAUUAAAAACUUGAGGCUGUUUUUUCAUGACCGAAGGAGGGAUCACUUCAGGGAAGGUUUGUACAUUUGUUCUGUCUCCAAAUAUAGAUUAAACUGUUAAGGCUGAAUGUAAUGGACUUCACCUGAGUCCGGAGGUUUCUCUGUUAUCGUUUGUUCUAGUGCCUGGAGGACAGGUGUGAUAAGAAGCCUGCUCAUUUUAAAGUAUUCUUUUUGUACAUCAUUGCUACUAAGAAUGCAAGUGUCCACUGUUAGCACUUGUUACAUUUUAACAUGGAUUAAAAAGAGCAUAGAUAAUGUAGAAUAAAGUUGUUUUUGACAUGGAAUACUACACUGGUGGGUCUCAGAUUACAGUAGCUGCACAGUGGGUCUUGUCCUUAGUCACCAAGUAUUUGCCCAUGCGCAGCUAUACACCAAGUCCAGUGCUCCUUGGCCUUCAGGCACUCCCAUAAUGCGCUUCUGUACCAUGUGGGAUAUAACGGGAAACCUCUUUAACAGAAUACUUUUUGACAUCUGAAUGUAUACUUGUUUUAGACCUGACAGUUGAUCUUCUGUAAAAGCGUUGUUACAUGUAAGCGGUUUCAGAAUCACAUUCCUUGUAAUGUGUAUGAAAUUGCUUACAUCUGUCUGAAGUAUAAGCGGUGAUGCAGACCAAAGUUGGUCAUCCUCAGUGAGACCUAGUAACUCUGAUUUUUAUUGACAGUAGAUUGCCAGUUCCUGGCAAGUGUGCAUUAUAUUGAAUGUUUCUCAAUGUCAAAACUUCAUAACUGCUGAAAAUUAGUUGCUGCACAUUAAUAAGUCUCUAAUUGAAUGGUUUCAUUGUAUAAAUUUCAACUUUAUUGUAACAUUUUAAGUAAUCAUUCAGCUAUCUGAAAUGCAACUCAAAUUUAUUUUCUUGGCAUUGUGCUGUUUUAUAAGAAAUCCAAAAAAGCUUUUGCAGAACUAAUUUCUGCUGCAAGCUAAAAAGAAUAACAUGAGUUUCUGUUCAAUUAUAAAUGUUGUCAAAUAUGCCUUUUCUCCUGAACUCUUCUGCUUGUACUUCAACUUCUUAGAAUGACCACCUACUUCUGGAUUUGCACCAUCACAGGUGGCCAGUGAAGUAGCUUUAAGGGCCACCAUUGGGACAUUGAAUGCAUGAGUAACAUUUUUUUAUUUUGUACCUUUGAAGAUGGAUUUGGCUGCUAUGCUAAAAUGAGGAUUUCUCUUCUCCCUGUAGCCAUGCGAUGGGACUGGCUGAGGCAGUCUCUCAGUGUUGCCCUGUACAGUCUGAGGCAAGUCUGACCUUCCCUUUCUCAUUGUAUUCAUGUCAAGGGCUUUCACAGCCUCCUGGCUGUUGGAUUGCGGUGUCCCCAAACUUGUAGCAAGUUUGGUGAAGGCCCUUGUUUGUCUUGGGUUGUUUUUUGGUAGGGUCUCCCAUAAGCUCCCAGGGUUUUACACAGGUUAAAUACAUUGGCCGCACUUCUUAUCAUGUGACUUGUAACUUCCGAAAGCCUACAACAAAAUGUGGCCUGCCUGUAAAAGCAGUGUUUCUCUGCACUUGAGAUAUUACCCUGAAGAACUUCUCAGCACACAUGCAUGUGUAUAAAUAAGGGGACAUGUUACAAGUAGAGCUUGAAACAGUUGUACUGAAGCGACUCUAAAUCUGGAUAAUUACAUGGUAAACAAUGCCAGAUGAGCAAUGAUCUCUUGGCAACUUUGACUGGUAACAUUUCCUCAGUCACCAUUACUUGAUAUUUAAGUUUUUAAAAGGAACAGUGUCCUCCACUGUGGCAUUUAUAUGGUUCUUGUAAACAACGGAAUGCUUUCAACUUUUUUGGUGUUUAUUUGCUUUGAAUCAACCUCAUUAGUUAAAUUUUCUGUUAACCUUUUAAUUUUAAAUCGGCAUUAUUAUCGGCACAUUUCUUGUGCAGUUGUGGAACAGGAAACCGAUUGCAGGACUUGUUAGAAACGAUUAUUGGUUUUUUCUGUGGUAAGUGAAUGUGCACUAAAAGUCCCACACAAGGAUGGUUGAGGCAGGCUCUGUCCUUUGUUUGAUGUAAUUUGUCUGUCAACUAUUGCAGCAACAUUUCUUCAGUUUUAUUUUCUUUUAACUGGUUUUGAUGGGGGACAAACCCUGAAACCUGACGUGUAACAGGUUGGUGUGCGCUGUAAGUACCUGUUUCUUAGUAUAGUGUUUCUGUGUUGCACAGAGUUUGUGAUGUCAGCAGUUCAUUCCUGUAUGAAGCUGUUUCAUUGCGCUUUUUAAAUGGCAAUAAAGUGCUAUGCAGUCUUAUGGGGAGAAUUGCUUUUUUCCUGUUACAUUUGGAAAUUGACAUAACUGAUUUUUGCAGUGUAGCACCAAUGUAUGUUCAGAAUACUCUGCAUUCCGUUUCAUAAAUGCAGCGGCAUUCAGGAGAAUCAGAAGAUGUGUGUAUUUUACAUUUUUCAAUGUAGACGAAGUGCGUGCGAAGUUGCAUCACUGUACGCAAGCUGUUUGUCCAGUUUUCAACAAUACUACAAUGAUUUAGGAACAGGGUAAGUAGCUCACAUUUGGGGUAAGUACUGUUUAAUGUGAUAUGAAGGUAUUGACAAAAAUUUUUCAGGUCAAUAUCAGAAGUUCCCCUUUUUCCCUCAUAGUCAGUGUUUUAUAGCAUUUUAAGGUGGGACAUUGCAAGAUUCUCCCUGCCAUCUGAAUUUGUUCCUGGAAAUCCAUAAGACAUGAGUUAUACUGAUAAAGCUGUUCCCGUUAUUGUUUCUGGGAAAAAAUUUAAUCCUUUCCCAGACUGACACAAGUUUACCCAAAAGAUACACAUCUAUUAACAUCUUCUAGCACUAUAAUUUUACAUUCUAUUUUAAAAAAGGUACUCCUAAGCAAGCUGGUUGGCCCUAUUGCCAUAUCCUAUAAUGUGCUACUUGGUGUAGUUUAAUGUGACUGAACUGCUUGUUACAGAUUUUCUACCAGUAGUGUGCCUUUUUUGACAGUUGUCAUUAUAUAAUAAUUGUAGUAAAAGAUCAGAUCUAACAAAAUUUUAACACCUUGAUUGUAGACAGUUUGAGGAUUGUGCGCAUGUAAUAUUCAUUUCAGUGGAAUGUGCACUUGGAAAAUGGUAAUGCAAUCAUGGAUGUAGUUUAAUGGCUGGAGUGAAGACAUUUGAAACAUGUUAGAAAAUAAGUAGGAAAAUGGGUUCUGCAGUACUUGGGUAGAUUAUGGUUUCUGAUACAGUUUUGUCUCCAUAUGCUUCUAUCCUGAAAAAAGAAUGUGCUUAAGCUAGUAUUAUACACACUGAGAGGGUACCUCUUACCAGCAUCCUCCAUGCUACCCACAACUUUGUCUGUUUAAUCUGAAGAGUAUACAUUUGUUUGUCUGGGACUACUUUCCAAUUUGACAGUCUGAAAUUGAAAAAAAAAUCUGGCUAACUAGGGACAGAAUCCUUGUCCUGGAGUGAGUGGUUCAAAUUCUUGAAGUCCUGAUAAGUAUCAAUGUAAUGAGUGUCCAUGUAAAGGAUUUUGUCAAAUCCUGGAUUUGAAUAUCAGAAGUGGUAAUCGUUAAACACUUGCUUUGAUGUUUGUAAAGAUUACAACACACCCGAGUCCACAAUGCCACCAUGGGCUUGUGGUCUUGUUUCAUGAGAUCUGAAGUUCAUAAACCAGUAAAGGAGGUGCUACCUGUGUAAUCUCACACAGAUGUUAUUAAUGCACCAGGUCAUGUUGCUGUUAUAUAAUUAGAUUAUUUUUGCAGUUUAAUUGGUUCCAUCUGUUAUCACUGCUUUCUUGUCCUAAUGCAGGGUUAAAAGAGUAAGUAGGGCACUAAGCUUGACAGGAUACACCCCAAACCAGAAACCAGUCCGUUGCAGAGCAUUUGCCUAUAUUAACACUCUAAAGGCAGUUGUCACCAGUUCACCUGAAACAUUCCUAUGGCUUGUGGGAGGAAACCAGAGCGCCCAGAGGAAACCCAUGCAAACACUAAAAACACUUGACUCCACCUAACCCACAGUGCGGGGACAGAAAAAGUUUUAAAAGAACACAGUAAGUUGAAUGUGAGAAAAAGGAGCACACGUGUUUUGUAUAUGAUUAUGAACAUGUCUGUCUUAAGCCUGGAUUUAAAGAUGUCCAAAGCAGUUCUGAUAUUUUAAACUUGGUUUUGAAUGAGAUUUGCUAACAUAUUUAACAAUUUUUCAUGUUUGGUAUAAAAAAGUCAAAACAUUUCUCACUCAUGAGCUCAUUUUACUCUUUUCAUUGUAAUUAUUUUUUGAGAAUUUGCCUUAUUAGCAGAUGUUUGGGGACAAAUUGUUUUGUGAGGGGAAGUAUGUUACUGUGGGUUAGCACUCUUCAGCAUUAAACAGUUUAUCUAAAUAAAAGAUAACAUUUGUAGGUAUAUUGUUAUCCAGUUGAAGAUUCCUUGAAGAUUAAUUUUUCUUAACUUAGUUCUCAGCAUUAAAUGGGUGCAGUCUUAACAUUUUGCUUUUCAUUUAAAUAAGUUCUUUAAACAAAGCUGACUUGUUAAAGUAUGUGACCUGUAUUUUACCAAGAACACUGCCGUUAACACUGUUACAGUGCACUUCAGAUCUAGUGUAUUCAUGUGCUCAAUACUAGAACUUCUGUAA